CCUAGUCUCGUUUAAUCCUCCACUCCGGCACUCAUCAGCUGAUAAGAGGGCGCGAGAGAACCGAAUCCCCACAGCAAAAAUGAAGUACAACCCACGGGUCUCCUCCACCAGGCGCAAGAACAGGAAGGCCCACUUCACGGCACCGUCGAGUGUCCGCCGUGUCUUGAUGAGCGCUCCCCUGUCCUCCGACCUCCGGACAAAGUAUAAUGUUCGUUCUAUGCCUGUCCGCAAGGACGACGAGGUCCAGGUUGUCCGGGGUACGUACAAGGGUCGCGAGGGCAAGGUGGUGCAGGUUUACAGAAAGAAGUGGGUGAUCCAUAUAGAGCGGAUAACCCGUGAGAAGGUUAACGGUUCCACAGUCAAUGUCGGCAUCCAUCCAUCUAAGGUAGUCAUCAGCAAGCUGCGCCUUGAUAAGGACCGUAAGUCUCUUCUCGAGCGCAAAGCCAAGGGCCGUGCCGCCGCCGACAAGGAUAAGGGCACAAAAUUCACCGCCGAGGACAUCAUGCAGACCAUAGAUUAAUUAAUUUAAUCUUCAACUACGUUGGUAUUGUCACUCGAUUUUAUUGUUGGAUUUAAUUUGUGCGUGUUGAGGUCCUCGAGGAGAUGAAUUGAGUGAAACUAUGUUGUCGCUACUUCGUUUUUGUUUAAAUUUUCGUACUAGGAGACUUUUGGAUAUUGAUUGUGCUUUAUUUUUCGCAUGGUUUAAUGAAAUGCUUAUAGCUCGGUUUAUUUAUA
Molecule: messenger RNA, 735 nt
Organism: Olea europaea var. sylvestris
Lineage: Eukaryota; Viridiplantae; Streptophyta; Magnoliopsida; Lamiales; Oleaceae
Product: 60S ribosomal protein L26-1
Exons: 1
Coding region: 80-520 (146 amino acids)
Biological process (GO): ribosomal large subunit biogenesis; cytoplasmic translation
Cellular component (GO): ribosome; cytosolic large ribosomal subunit
Molecular function (GO): structural constituent of ribosome; RNA binding
Source: RefSeq, a predicted model, not a curated record